Messenger RNA from Halteromyces radiatus, 2039 nucleotides. RefSeq names its product Eisosome component PIL1-domain-containing protein. Gene Ontology annotation, molecular function: lipid binding. The record is from RefSeq and is a predicted model, not a curated record. Gene Ontology annotation, cellular component: plasma membrane; eisosome filament. Lineage: Eukaryota; Fungi; Mucoromycota; Mucoromycetes; Mucorales; Cunninghamellaceae. The transcript is spliced from 3 exons. Gene Ontology annotation, biological process: negative regulation of protein kinase activity; eisosome assembly; endocytosis. Bases 60 to 1922 code for a protein of 620 amino acids.
UUUUUUUUUUUUCUUUUUUUUUUUUUUCUUUUCAAUACUGGUUUAUUUAUUAUUUUAUAAUGAAUUUUAAAGAUUUACAAUUCUCUAUUGGUAGACUUACUACUGAUAUGCGUAGUCAACUGGCGCGUAAUAAUCCUCUUCAAAAACAAGACACUAAAGCUUUAUCUAUGUGGAUAUUCAACGAACGAAAUAACUUGGCCACCAUGCGUACCUUGAACUACCAACAGUCUGAAACAAACAAGGUCUUUCAACAAUGGACAAAAGAAGAACUUUUGAAUGACAAGGCAGAAAAUGGUCGUGAUAUUGAAGAUAUUGGUGAUAAACUUGUGAAACUAUUAGAAAAACAAGUAGAAAUUGAACAACAAUAUGCAGCAAAAUACCAACAAUACCGUCAUGCUAUUAAAUCCAUCCGAGAUCGUGAAGAUCGAUUAUCUGAUAUUCGUGAGAAGAAACGUACUCUAUCCAGUCGAAUCGCCAAUCUGACAAAAACGAGUCCAAAAUCACCCAAAUUACGAGAACUUAAGAAGGAACUGGCUUCUCUGGAUCGCGAUACCCACGACACUGAAUUAGAAAUGGGGGAUUUCAAACGAUUUGCUCUUAAGGAAGCCUUUUAUUUACGUUUCAAUGCUAUGAAUGAAUAUGCUGAAAAGACUGCUAUGAUUGCUGGUUUUGGGAAAUACAUUGUUGAUUUAUUGGAUAUUACACCUACUCCGGCCUCUGAACCAACUCGUCGUACAUAUGAUAAGGGCAAGGAAGUCGCAAUGAUUUUUGCAGAUGCUAUCAACGCAAUCGAAGCUUGGGAACCACAUGAAGGAGAUGAACGACCUACCAUUGCUGCCAACACUAUUCAACAUCAUGAUAUUGACAAUGGUCAAACUGAAAAAGAUGAAACUCCAAGCAACAAUCCGACAAAUAAUGAUGAUGAUGAUGAUGAUGAUGAUGAUAAAGGAAAAGGAAAAGGAAAGGAACCUUUGCCGGAUCAAGUAAAGGAAGAUGAUAACAAAGACGAUACUACUGCUCCCAAAUUGCCACCACGAUCACCUUUGCCUGUUCAACAAUCCACUGCUAUUCCAGCCGGUUAUACAACAGAUGCCAUUGCUUCAGUUACAAGUGAUCACAAGUCGCAAGAUAUUCAAGAAAAUCUCGAAGAAUUGGAUUUGUACGAUGUACCUCCUCCUGCAUAUCAAGCUAGUCAAGAAGAUGAAAACUCCUCUCCACGCAAUUCGGAUGAACCUCAAGGAAUAACUAAAACUUCACCUUCGUUACCUCCAGCACCAGCGGUUUCUCAUGCCCGACCUAUAGCUCAUGAAGAUAAAGAACAAGUGGAAGAGGAUGGUUUCCAAUCACCCUAUCAAGGUCAUACCGCGGUAUCGACACCUCAAUCUACUUAUUAUCAGCAAUCACCUUUACCUAUGCAUCCAUCACCUCAGCCAUCGAAUCAUCCAUCACAUUACCAACAUCAUCCACCUCAUCAUAAUUCCACCAUGUUAUCUACUACAAGCUAUGAUUCAUCUAUGAAUUGGAACGUACCCAUUGGAGCCUAUGGAGGAGUGGCACCUGUAUAUCAUCACGGACAAUACCAACAACUUUAUGAUCAAUUGACACAAAGACAACAGGAUGGACCAGCACAACGACCUUAUUCUGAAUUCCAACAACAAUAUAUUCGCCGCCAAGAUGUAGGUGGUUUUCGUAUUCCCACAAGCUCUCCCUCUCGCCCGUUGACUGCUGAUGAAGAAAAACGACAAUUGGCCGAACGUUAUGCUCUAGAGGAAACCCAGGCUCGAAAGGCAUCUCUUCAAACAUUACAUCAAGAACAAAAACCUUUACCCGCUGUGUCAUCUUCCAAUAGCUCUGCCUCCAAAAAAUCAGUGAUUGUGCCUGAAGGGGAUGAUCAUGGUUACAAGCCAAACAAACGACAAUAAUAUAGUGAUACAAAUAGCCUUUAUAUAUUAUCCCAAUCUAUUUGUUUGUAUUUUUUUUAUUUAUUUAUGAUGAAAUUGAAAUAAACAGACGCUUUUUUUUUUUUUUGUAUUGUAUUC